Messenger RNA from Trachemys scripta elegans, 8499 nucleotides. It is a transcript of the gene MUC6, whose product is annotated as mucin 6, oligomeric mucus/gel-forming. The record is from RefSeq and is a predicted model, not a curated record. The transcript has 41 exons. Gene Ontology annotation, cellular component: extracellular matrix. Bases 1 to 8499 code for a protein of 2832 amino acids. NCBI's taxonomy places the organism in Eukaryota, Metazoa, Chordata, Testudines, Emydidae. Gene Ontology annotation, molecular function: protein binding.
AUGGGCUGUACUGUUGAAGUAGACACCACUUCAGGGGCCAGUCUCAAUGGGACCGUGGCUGGUGCUGGAGUCAAUGGACCCCCUGGGACUGAUGACUGCCUCAAAGAGGUCCUCUGCUUCAAGUGCACCCCACUGCCCUUGUGCUUAUUGGGCUUCAGUGCUGAGGAUCUCAAUCUCUCAGAUGCUAAGUCUUUAGAUACGUUCUGGUGCCUCUUCCUCAGUACCAAUGAUGACAGUGAAGAGUCCAGAAGUGCAGAAGAUGAUGCUAUGCUGCGUUCAGACAAGGGCUCAUGUUCUACCUGGGGUGCAGGGCAUUUCUCCACCUUUGAUAAUUAUUUGUAUGACUUCUCUGGGUCCUGCAACUACAUCUUCACCACCGUAUGCAAUGAUGUUAGCCCGGACUUCAACAUCCAGUUCCGCCGCGGGGUGAACAAAAAAAUUACAAGAAUCAUCAUGGAGUUGGGACCUGUCGUCGUCACAGUUGAAAAGAACAUCAUUGCACUCAAGAAUGUUGGUAUCAUCAAGUUGCCGUACACCAGCAAUGGAAUCCAAAUUGCUCCUUUUGGACGCACCGUCCGCCUGGUGACCAAGCUGAUGGAGAUGGAGCUGGAAGUCGUCUGGAACAACGACGACUAUCUCAUGGUUAUGGUUGAGAGAAAAUAUAUGAGGAAAACUUGUGGAAUGUGCGGGAAUUUUGAUGGACAGGAACUAAAUGAGUUUCUGAGUGAAGGUAGAUUGCUGGAUGCAUACCAAUUUGCCACUUUACAAAAAAUGGAUGACCCAUCAGAGAUCUGCCCAUCUGAGGAGAUGGCAAUUCCCAAUAUUCCUCGCAAAAAAUAUGCCAGGAUCUGCUCCCAGUUACUCAACCUUGUGUCUCCAGCUUGCAACGUGUCCAAGAAAGCGUUUGUCAUCCGUUGUCAGCUUGAUAUGCAGGACUGUAGUGAUCCAGGGCAAAGAAACUGUACUUGUGCUACACUGUCAGAGUACUCUAGGCAAUGUACCAUGUCCAAUCAAGCAGUGUCUGAUUGGAGGAGUGAAGACUUCUGCUCUGUAGGAAAAUGUUCAGCUGACCAAAUAUACAAGGAGUGUGGUUCUCCAUGUGUUAAAACCUGUUCCAACCCAGAGUACAGCUGUUCCAGUUACUGUACAUAUGGUUGCUUCUGCCCAGAAGGUACUGUUCUUGAUGACAUCUCAAAAAAUCGAACAUGUGUUCCCAUUGACCAGUGCCCGUGUACACUGAAUGGGGAGAGAUAUGAUCCUGGCGUUACCAUGAAAGCAACAUGCAGGAGCUGUAAAUGUACAAUGGGCCAGUGGAAUUGCAAUGAACUUCCCUGCCCAGGAAGAUGUUCCCUGGAGGGAGGCUCCUUUGUCACCACGUUUGAUUCCAGGUCAUACAGGUUCCACGGAGUCUGCACAUACAUCCUCAUGAAGAGUCCCAGCCUUCCGUACAAUGGAACCCUGAUGGCUGUGUAUGAUAAGUCUGGUUACUCUCAUUCUGAAACAUCAUUAACUGCUAUAAUUUACCUUUCUACAAAGGACAAAAUUGUGAUUUCUCAAAAUGACCUUCACACAUAUGAUGAACUCAAGUGGAUACCUUUUAGAUCAGCUGACAUCACCGUUUUCAGACAGUCCUCCACCCACAUUCAAAUGUAUACCACCUUUGGGCUGGAACUAAUAGUUCAAACUUGGCCAGUGUUUCACGUCUAUAUAAAAGUUGGACCUCUCUUCAAAGGCAGAACCCUAGGGUUGUGUGGCAAUUACAAUGGAGACACUACAGAUGAUUUCAUGACCAGCAUGGAUAUUAUUGAAGGAACAGCAUCCCUGUUUGUGGACUCCUGGAGAUCAGGGAACUGCCACCCUGCUGCAGAGAGGGACACAGACCCUUGCUCUAUGAGUCAAUUGAACAAAAUGUCUGCAGAGACCCAUUGCUCCAUUCUUACUAAGAAGGGCACAGUGUUUGAGAAAUGCCAUUCUGUGGUGAAUCCUGCUCCUUUUUACAAGAGAUGCAUCUACCAAGCCUGUAACUAUGAGGAGACCUUUCCUUAUAUUUGUUCUGCUCUGGAAUCUUAUGCAAGAGUGUGUGCUUCAAUGGGGCUGAUCCUUGUAAACUGGAGGGACACUGUAGACAACUGCACCAUUUCCUGUACUGGCAAUCAGACAUUCAGCUACCACACUGAAGCCUGUGAUAGGACGUGCCUGUCACUUUCCGACCAAACCCUGGAAUGUUAUCCUACUGACAUCCCUAUUGAUGGCUGCAACUGUCCUAAAGGUACCUACUUGAACCACAGAAGUGAAUGUGUGCGUAAAUCCAUGUGUCCCUGCUACCUGGAAGAUAAGAGGUUCAUCCUGCCUGACCAGUCAACUAUAAUUGGUGGCAUUACCUGCUUUUGUGUUAAUGGAAAGAUGAGUUGCACUGGCAAACCUCAAGACCCUGCAGAAAACUGCAAGCCUCCCAAAAAAUAUGUGUCAUGUUCACAGAACUCAGAGAACAAAUAUGGAGCCUCCUGUUCCCCUACCUGUCAGAUGCUGGCCACUGGAAUUGAAUGUGUACCCACUAGGUGUGAAUCAGGCUGUGUCUGCACUGAUGGGCUAUAUGAGAAUCUAGAUGGAAUGUGUGUACCACCUGAUGAGUGUCCCUGUGAAUAUGGUGGCAUCUCUUAUAAAAAAGGGGAAGAAAUCCACACUGAAUGCAAAACCUGCACCUGUACAAGAGGCAAAUGGAAAUGUGUUCAGAAAUCUAAAUGCUCCUCAACAUGUACCCUCUAUGGAGAAGGACAUGUCACCACUUUUGAUGGACAGCGCUUUGUGUUUGAUGGCAACUGCGAAUACAUACUAGCUACGGAUGGUUGCGGUAUGAACAGUUCUCACUCCACCUUUAAAAUUGUGACUGAGAAUGUCAUCUGUGGGAAAUCAGGAGUCACCUGCUCCAGGUCUAUCAAGAUCCACCUUGGGAAUAUGACACUUAUACUGGCAGAGGAAACCUACUUUGUAUAUGGGGACAAUCCUCUGACACAAUUCCACGUGAAAAAGAAUGCCCUUCACCUGAUGUUCGAUAUCAUUAUCCCAGGAAAAUACAACAUGACUCUUAUCUGGAACAAGCACAUGAAUAUUUUCAUCAAGAUCUUCAGAGAAGCACAGGAUCACCUCUGCGGUUUGUGUGGGAAUUACAACGGGAACAUGAGAGAUGACUUUGAAACUCGAAGCAAAUACGUGGCAGCAAAUGAACUGGAGUUUGUAAAUUCUUGGAAGGAAAAUCCUAUGUGUGGGGAUGUGUUCUUUGUAGUUGAUCCCUGUAGCAAGAACCCUUAUCGUAAAGCUUGGGCAGAGAGGAAGUGUUCCAUCAUCAACAGCCAGGUCUUUGCUCCAUGUCACAGUAAGGUAUACCGCAUGCCUUAUUAUGAUGCCUGUGUCCGAGACUCCUGUGGGUGUGACUCUGGAGGAGACUGUGAAUGCAUGUGUGAUGCCAUUGCAGUGUAUGCCAAGGCAUGCUUAGAUGUAGGUGUCUGCAUUGACUGGAGAGCCCCAGAGUUCUGUCCUGUCUAUUGUGACUACUUCAACACACACCGAAAGUCAGGCAGUGAGGGCACCUACAGCUACAAUUAUUGGGAUGAACAAAAUUGCACCUGGCAUUACCGACCUUGUAAUUGCCCACAACAAAACUACAAAUAUGUCAACAUUGAAGGCUGUUACAACUGCUCACACAAUGAAUACUUUGAUCACGAGGAGAGAGAGUGCAAGCCCUGCAGUAAAAGCACUACUACAGUUAAAACACCAACUGCUACCGUACCACCAACAGCCACUACAUCUACAGAGUCCACCAUGCACACUGUUUUAAGCACUACACCAACCACCCUAUCUACUACAAAAGUAACCAUAAAAACAACACCUAUCACAAUCAAAUCCACUACUCACUCCAUACCAGUAACCCCCAUUACGAAAAAGACAACACUGUCAACUACCCCAAUCAUAACAGUAACUGGGAUUACUUCACCAAUAACCACCACCAAAACAACCAUAUCUCCAACCUCAGAAACACCACUCACCCCUACAGUCACAGUCAUCUCAACAACUGUAACACCGAGCAGUACCAGGAAAACAACAUCAACCACAUCUCUCUCUACAACUUCAAAAACCACUGCAUCAACAGAGUCCAUCCCAACGCCCUCACCAAAAACCACUCGAAUAAGAACUACGACAACGACUGUGCCUUCCACCAAGUCUACCGAAACCAGUACAACCGCCACACCAACUACACCCACAACCCUCACUCUCACCACGACUACCUUGUCCACUAGCUCACCAGAGAGCACAACAUCAAAGUCAACCCCUACCAUUUCCACUACCUUUACCACGCCCACCACAACCACCACACCAACUACACUCACAAGCGUCACUCUGACAACGACGGCCCCGACCAGUACUUCACCGGAGAGCACCGCAUCUGAGUCCACCACCCUAAGCACAGUGAAAACAACUACGCUGACGACAGUUUCUCCAACUACUACAUCAACCAAGUCCACAACGGAGGCAACACCAACAGGAAAAGAGCCAACUAAACCUAGUACUCCAUCCUCACCGGGUGAGCUGACACACAACGGUGCACUCACUCUAAAACCCCUGCUCAUAAUGAUACAGUUAUUUACUCAUAGAAAACUCUUCCUCUGCAAUCCACCAUUUUCUUGUCAACGUCACCAUAUCGAUUCACAUUUCUCCCUCACAGUAACACCGAGCAGUACCAGGAAAACAACACCAACCACAUCUCUCUCUACAACUUCAAAAACCACUGCAUCAACAGAGUCCAUCCCAACGCCCUCACCAAAAACCACUCGAAUAAGAACUACGACAACGACUGUGCCUUCCACCAAGUCUACCGAAACCAGUACAACCGCCACACCAACUACACCCACGACCCUCACUCUCACCACGACUACCUUGUCCACUAGCUCACCAGAGAGCACAACAUCAAAGUCAACCCCUACCAUUUCCACUACCUUUACCACGCCCACCACAACCACCACACCAACUACACUCACAAGCGUCACUCUGACAACGACGGCCCCGACCAGUACUUCACCGGAGAGCACCGCAUCUGAGUCCACCACCCUAAGCACCGUGAAAACAACUACGCUGACGACAGUUUCUCCAACGACUACGUCAACUAAGUCCACAACGGGGUCAACACCAACAGUAACACCGAGCAGUACCAGGAAAACAACAUCAACCACAUCUCUCUCUACAACUUCAAAAACCACUGCAUCAACAGAGUCCAUCCCAACGCCCUCACCAAAAACCACUCGAAUAAGAACUACGACAACGACUGUGCCUUCCACCAAGUCUACCGAAACCAGUACAACCGCCACACCAACUACACCCACAACCCUCACUCUCACCACGACUACCUUGUCCACUAGCUCACCAGAGAGCACAACAUCAAAGUCAACCCCUACCAUUUCCACUACCUUUACCACGCCCACCACAACCACCACACCAACUACACUCACAAGCGUCACUCUGACAACGACGGCCCCGACCAGUACUUCACCGGAGAGCACCGCAUCUGAGUCCACCACCCUAAGCACCGUGAAAACAACUACGCUGACGACAGUUUCUCCAACGACUACGUCAACUAAGUCCACAACGGGGUCAACACCAACAGUAACACCGAGCAGUACCAGGAAAACAACAUCAACCACAUCUCUCUCUACAACUUCAAAAACCACUGCAUCAACAGAGUCCAUCCCAACGCCCUCACCAAAAACCACUCGAAUAAGAACUACGACAACGACUGUGCCUUCCACCAAGUCUACCGAAACCAGUACAACCGCCACACCAACUACACCCACAACCCUCACUCUCACCACGACUACCUUGUCCACUAGCUCACCAGAGAGCACAACAUCAAAGUCAACCCCUACCAUUUCCACUACCUUUACCACGCCCACCACAACCACCACACCAACUACACUCACAAGCGUCACUCUGACAACGACGGCCCCGACCAGUACUUCACCGGAGAGCACCGCAUCUGAGUCCACAACACUAAGCACCGUGAAAACAACUACGCUGACGACAGUUUCUCCAACGACUACGUCAACUAAGUCCACAACGGGGCCAACACCAACAGGAAAAGAGCCAACUAAACCUAGUACUCCAUCCUCAUCUGUAACUAAGACCGUGGAAACCACAACACCGAGAAGUACCAGCAAAACAACACCAACCACAUCUGUCUCUACCACAUCCAAAACCUCUGUAUCAGCAGAGUCCAGGCCAACCUUCUCACCAAUAAUAAGUCUAAGAAGCACCUCCUCACCAGGAACCGCUCCAGUAAGAAUUGUGACAACGACUAUGCCUUCCACCAAGUCUACCGAAACCAGUACAACCGCCACACCAGCUACACCCACAACCCUAACUCUCACCACGACUGCCUUGUCCACUAGCUCACCAGGGAGCAUAACAUCAAAGUCAACCCCUACCAUUUCCACUACCUUUACCACUCCCACCACAACCACCACACCAACUACACUCACAAGCGUCACUCUGACGACGACGGCCCCGACCAGUACUUCACCGGAGCGCACCGCCUCUGAGUCCACCACCCUAAGCACAGUGAAAACAACUACGCUGACGACAGUUUCUCCAACAACUACGUCAACUAAGUCCACAACGUUGUCAACACCAACAGUAACAAAGGCCAUACGAACCACACCACCACAAAGAACUACCCCCAGAAGUACGACGAAAACAUCACCAACCACAUCAGUCUCCACAACAUCCAAAACCACUGCGUCAACAGAGUCCACCUCAACCUCCAUACCAAAAACUAGGCUGAUAACCACAACUCUGACAACGACUACUCCUUCCACUACAUCUACUCAGUCCAGCACAACUGCCACACCAACUACACCAACAACCGUCACAUUGACAACAACUACCUUGACCACUAGUUCAACGGAGAGCACCACCUCAGAGUCUACCUCCACCCAAACCACUACUUCUACCACCACAAAAACCACAAUGCUGACAUCCUCUACCCCUUCCAUUACCUCUACCAGGUCCAGCACAACCAUCACACCCACGACCGUCACUCUGACAACGGCCCCGAGCAGUACUUCAACGGAGAGCACCACAUCAGAGUCCACCACCCCAAGCACCGUAAAAACAACUACACUGACAACAGUUACUCCAGCUACUACAUCAACUCAGUCCACAACGGGGGCAACACCAACAGUAAUAAAGACUAUAGAAAGCACAUCACCACAAAGAACUAUCCCCAUCAGUACGACGAAAACAACACCAAUAACAUCUGUCUCUACAACGUCCAAAACCACUAUUUCUACAGAGUCCACUCCAACCUCCUCACCAAAAACUAGGCUGAUAACCACAACUCUGACAACGACUACUCCUUCUACUACGUCUACGGUGUCCAGCACAACCGCCAUACCAACUACACCCACAACCGUCACUCUGACGACAACUACCUUGACCACUAGUUCAGCGAAGACCAUCAUGUCGAAGUCCACCUCCCCGCAAACCAUUACCUCUACCACCACAAAAACCACAUCACUGACAACCCCUAUACCUUCCAUUACCUCUACCACAUCCAGCACAACCACCACCCCAACUACACUCACAUCUGUCACGCUCACGACAACGGUCCCAACAGCUAGGUCAACAUCAGAGUCCAUCACCCCAAGCACCAUAAAAGCCACAACACUGACAGGAAUUUCUUCUACUGCUAUUUCAACUAAAUCCACAAUGAGGACAACACCAACACCAACAGUAAUAAAGUCAACUAGAAAAACCACAACUUCCAGUACUUCUAUUAAAUCCACUACAAGCACUUCACAAACAACUACGCCAAUCUCUACCUCAACUGAAUUUUCAACAUUGGAAUCCACCACUCUGCCUAAUGCCACUACCUCAAUCACCAAAAAACCGAUAUCAAAAAUGACUACGUCCACAUCUACGGCUUCGACUCUCACUGUGAUAACAUCCACUACUCCGAAAACCACAACCAUCAAAAUCACAACUUUUUCAACUACCCCAACUAGUUCAUCAACUGAGACAGCCACAAUCAAAUCAACUACAUACAUAACACCAACCACAACAAAAACCACAGCUCUAUUCAAUGAAACAACUACAGCUUCUACUGCAUUUACUACAGGCUUUCACCCCCCUGGCAAAAUGCCUACUUUACUAACUACAACACCUUCCAAAGAACGUUGUAGAGAGAUUGAAUAUGAGGAGCAAGUGACUUACAAAGGAUGUACUACAAAUGUCACCUUGACCCGCUGUGAAGGAAUGUGUCCAUCUUCAGCAAAGCUAAAUAUCGCAAAGAUGAUGGUAGAUGUGGAAUGUGGCUGCUGUAUGCCAGUCACACUACAUAAAAAGGAACUGAAAAUGCCUUGCCCAGACCCAGAUCGCCCUGGAAAGAGGCUCAUUAUGGAAAUCAUCAUAUUUGGUGGCUGCGUAUGUAACUAUGAUGGCUGCACACACUAG